Molecule: messenger RNA, 647 nt
Organism: Guyanagaster necrorhizus
Lineage: Eukaryota; Fungi; Basidiomycota; Agaricomycetes; Agaricales; Physalacriaceae
Exons: 1
Coding region: 151-618 (155 amino acids)
Source: RefSeq, a predicted model, not a curated record
GCUACGCUCAUGUAGUCCUCGAGGUCCGGACCCUGGUAGCGCUCCUCUUCAGUUUCGGAGACACAAACAUUCUUGCAUUUGGCACGAGUGUUCAGCUCCGACAAGGAACAAUGAGCUCGGGAAUAAUCAGCACACCCCAAACAGCCAUGUAUGCUUUCCAUCCACAAAGUUAUCCCCUCUCUCCUUGGGUUUGGCCUACUCGCGGAGUCGUUCAUGGACGGAAUCUCAAGUCAACUAGGAACACCGAAUCAUAUCCGUACCAUUGCAGAGCAACGUCCUCUGACUUGGUCGCCCGGAUUCGAAACCUAUGCUUAUUCCACCUUCCUAAUAACCAUUCUAUGCAUUCAACACGACUCCUCUUUGACUCUCCGCUCAGUUCUAUGUGUCGCUCAGGGAACGUAUACUUCUCCUCAGUCUCACCCCGCAAUGCACCGAAUGGGUGAACAAUUUAUGUAUCGGAUACGGCGCGGGAAAAUGUUUCUACAAGAGAUUGUCGACUCAAGACCUGUACCCUGGACCAACCACCCGAGUAUCUGCAUCGCUUCGUCAGCGACGGCACAUAGGUGUCGGGAAGAGGAAUUUAACGGAGAGCAUCCUAAACAAAUGCAGAGGGACUGAAUAUCUUGGCUUGCUCCCUUGUCUCCGUU